AUGGAGGAGCGGUCUCCCAACACCAUCACCCGUUGGACCUCUACUUCUCAACUCUCCCUUCCUGCCACCACCAAACCUCCUAGUCCAUCCAACCCUCCCAAACCAAAAGUAUGGAUCAUCUUUGGUGCCACCGGGCAUAUGGGUCGAUCCAUGACCAAAGCAGCUUUACAGCACAAUGACCAUGUCACAGCCGUCGGUCAAUGCCUCGUGGACACUCAAGCCUCAGUGCAAAAUUGGCACCCUGACCCCUCUCGGUAUCUUGGACUGCUCUGCGACGUGCGCAUUCGCUCCACCGUCGCGGCAGUCAUUGAAAAGACCAUUGCUCAUUUUGGUCGCGUCGACAUCAUCGCGAAUUCUACUGGCUACGGCGUCAUUGGUGCCUGCGAAGACCAAGACGAGGCUGAAAUUCGAAAUCAAUUCGAGACCAAUUUCAUGGGCACCCUGAAUAUCAUCCAGCUCUCUCUACCCUACUUUCGCCGACGCCAAUACGGCCGCUAUCUCAUUCUCAGCUCUACCUCGGGCAGUCUGGGCGUGCCAGGCCAGGGACUCUACUGCGCCAGUAAAUAUGCCGUCGAGGGGUUGAUUGAAAGUAUGCUCUACGAAGUCGACGGCUUCAACAUUCGCCCUACCCUUGUGGAACCAGGCCAUCUUCGCCGCGACGACACUCCAAUCCAACCACUAACAGCCGGCAACUCCACUGCCAUCACCAACAACAACCAUACAUCCACUCAGGCCAAAACCAACAACAGCACGAGCAAGGCGUCAGCACUACCCAUCUUCGGACAUUUCAAAGUCGCAAAACCAUCCGAGCCGUACACGACCAAAGACUCACCAGCAGCGCACGCCAAACGCACUCUACAAUGGAUGGGCGAGAACCAACCAGUCAGCAGCGUCAAAGCAGCCGAGCUGGUCUGGCAAUUAGGCCACUGCAGCUACCCGCCCCUGAGACUACUGCUGGGCAACUACGCUGUCGAGAGCAUCCGUGACCGUCUGAAGACCAUCACCGAAGAGAUUGAAGAUUGGAAACAUCUUGCCUUCCCGCCCCUUGAGGGUUUUGAGGAGAAAGACGGCGAUGAGGACGAUGAAGAUGAUGAUCAAGACGAUGAUGCUGGCGCUCCAGAAGAUGAUGUUGAUGACGAUGACGCUGACGAUAAGAUGGACGAUAGUUUUCCUGACUUGAAGAAAACGACCUCCAUUACACCUUCUGUGAAGCAGGAGCCUAGAGACGUGGACAUGUCUGUAUGAUUCAACCAUCUACAAAACCACACGUCGACAUUUUGCAACAUGUCAACCUACCAUCAGUGGCAUGGUCCGGUCAAAAUGGUUGUUUUGUGCUAUAGUACAUCUCACACCUAUCUUAUCUCCCUGACGCCGGAAUGCGUUCUCCGAAGGUCGGACACCUUCGCGUCAAUUCCUUGCCGCAGACGAGUGACGCAUCGUAUUACUGUACGGUUGACAUCCAUCUCAGUAUCCUCCCGCAAUGGUCAUACGUCAGCAUGGAUUGCGACCCAUGCUGCUGCAAUCCCUGCCCACAUCAUAAUGAUAGACGAGGCGUCAUAUCCAAUGCUCGACCCUCGUCCAACACACAUGAUGUGGCCGGGCAAUCACUCAACGACUAGCGACCGAGAGAAGAAUUUUGUAUACUCGUUGGAUCGAUUCAACUCGCCCAUCUUCUGAGGGGAUCGAAACGUCAGGAGUCGAUGAGGAUGUGAAAAUGGAUAUAUUCGUACAGAAUCUGUGUCAGGUUUGGCUGGUCACAUACUGAGGUUUAGGGAGGAGAUUCCAGAACAGCUCCCAUCCCACCACACACGGUGCAUACCGACUAAAGGGUGAUGCGCAUGUGGUCGUUGCUGCCAAAACUCUUUCCACAAUUGGGACAUUUCCUUGACCGACUUGUCAGUCUCUCCUCGACGCAGUCAUUGCAGAAUGUGUGACCGCAUGUCUUGAUGACUGUGUUCUUCAAGUUUCGCUUGCAGAUGUUGCAAUACGCAAACUGUCGUAGCACUUCAUACUGCUCCGAUUGUCCCGACUUGCUCUUCCACAGCUCUAAAUGUCGUCUGGUGUCUUUGAGAUGAGAUUUGACUUCCUCCACUUCUGCUUCAGCCGUUCUGCAAAGAGAUGAUACCGAAGCCACCUUGGCGUCUUUGACAGCGAGUUGAGAUUUGAGUUCGUUGGCUUGAUUCGUCAAGCGCGUUACCUCGAGAGCUUGGGUCAUGUUCUGUUGCUGAACAUUUCGAUGCUCAUUGGUCUUUGCGUUCAACACUUCUUUCAGCUCCGAAAG
Molecule: messenger RNA, 2281 nt
Organism: Exophiala mesophila
Lineage: Eukaryota; Fungi; Ascomycota; Eurotiomycetes; Chaetothyriales; Herpotrichiellaceae
Exons: 1
Coding region: 1-1245 (414 amino acids)
Source: RefSeq, a predicted model, not a curated record